This is a messenger RNA of Vigna angularis (adzuki bean), 2606 nucleotides long. RefSeq lists its product as uncharacterized. Gene Ontology annotation, molecular function: nucleic acid binding. Lineage: Eukaryota; Viridiplantae; Streptophyta; Magnoliopsida; Fabales; Fabaceae. The coding region runs from base 254 to 1642 and encodes 462 amino acids. The transcript is spliced from 4 exons. The record is from RefSeq and is a predicted model, not a curated record.
UAUCAGAAGAGAGGGACACGUGGGAGGAAGGAGGGUGUAUCCAUCUAUCGUCGUCGUCAAACUCUAACCCAAACCCUAUCUAGCUUCGCUUUUGCCCCUUCUCGUUCACUCUGCCCCAAUUCCAAAAUUCCCAACCCUAACCCUAAAACCGAAUCUUCUGAUGAAACUCGACACGCCAUACUCCACGGUUUCAGAAUCAGGUUCGAUUCCCUAACCCCUUAACAAACCCCUUUCAUCUCUUCGCAGUUUCUCCAUGGAGGGCUCUGCAGAGGAUCUCGGAGCCCCCGAGUCAUGGGAGGUCGCCGAUUUGGACGAGUCCAUGAACCGCUUGAACCUCAUGCUCUCUUCCAGCAAGGAUUCCAACCAUCCUCACCAACGUCUCUCCGAUGAUGACGUUCCGCCGCCGCCACCGCCUCCUCCGCUCCCUUCGUCCAGUGGCGACAAGGUUUCCGAUGACGUCGUCAAUCAGGUCGAUCAGUUCCUUCGCGAAGCCAUUCAGAACCCUCGCGAACGACUCUCAAUCUUGAGGAUGGAGCAAGAUGUUGAAAACUUUAUUCGUGAUCCAACUCAACAGCAGCUUGAAUUUAAGCAGCUUCCAACAUCCUAUUUGAGGCUUGCUGCGCAUCGGGUGGCUCAGCACUACUCAUUACAGUCAAUGGUGUUACUAGAUAAUAGUUUACCAGACGGUUCUGGCUCAAGAAUUAUUGUUCGCAAAACCUCUGAAUGUAGGCUUCCAGUUAUCCGCCUUGCUGACAUCCCAGUGAAAUUAUCAUCAGAAAACAGUGCUGUCAUGAAGGUUGCAAUCAAACAGAGGCCACAGAAGGGGACACAGAUACUUAGUAAUGCAAAUUCAAACUCAAUGAAGAAUAGUAACUCUAAAAGUGUGGAAGAGAGAAAAGAGGAAUAUAAUCGGGCUCGAGCAAGGAUAUUUAGUUCAAGCAAUAAUGGUGGAACUGUAGUUGGGAAGCCAGAGUGUGACUCAAGACAGCAGGAUAACUCAUUGCACGUUUCAUUGGGGGUUCCUCGGGUUGAAGACAAAUCAGCUUCGGUAUCUGAUGUCACUUCUGGUAGGGGGAUGGUUGAGUCUUCAAGUAAUACCAAUAGGGCUAGAAGUAGGACAGAGAAGGAAACAGUUGGUAGGUACAGGCAAAAUAAUAGGGUGGCUAUAUUUCGGGAUCGUGAGGUUGACCGCAAAGAUCCUGAUUAUGACAGGAGCUAUGAUAGGUACAUGCAAAGAUUUGAUCCUGGUUUUGGGUUCAAUGGAGGAUCAUAUGCUAUACAGCCAAUGUAUACGGCAGUAUUGAAUUACAACACUGAGUUUCCACAACUUGGAUCCACUCACAGACCCCAGCUUUCUGCUGAACACCAACCACGACCUCUUCCACAGCAUAUGCCUGGGCCAUGGGCUGCACAAUCAACACCUGCUGGAAUUGGAUAUGGACAUCCUGAGACCAUGAUGCCCCCAUUUAAUCCUAAUCAAGUUGGUGCACACUCAUCAUCAACCAUGUAUCUGCAUUCAUCUCAGUAUCCCUGUCAGCGCCCUGGAAUGCCAUUUAUCCAUCAUGAACAUGUUCACCAACCCUUUGCACAGUCUCAUCAGCCCCCACCUGAUGCAAGUUUUGGAUUGGCCCGGCCCCGGUGAGGGGCAUGGGCCAUGCCUGCACCCAGUCAGCCAGAGGUACAAGAUGUAAGAUCUUGGGCUACUGAAGCUCCAAUUUUCUUUUAGCUGAUUGGAGUGCAGGCAUAUAGGCUGAGUUUGGUUGGAAUGGAUUUGCAUAUUUCCGAAAGAUCAUCCCACCAGCAUUGAUCUAUCCUUCCAAUCUCGGCUUUACAGGGAUGCUUCCUGCAUCUUCCACCAGUCCGUGAAUGUGUCUCUUGUAGACAAUUGAAUUUUUUGAGGAGAUUUUAGAGCGUCUACUGUUGAUCAUGAGGACUUCUUCACAGGAAUCGGAGCCAAAAAAGUUUGUUCUUGACUUGGAUGAAGGUAUGUCUUAGUAUAUAUAAAAAUAUUUUAUCAUAUCUUUUAAAUUCUUAGAGUUUUCUAAGUUUCGUUAUUUCCUUGCCGUGCCAUGAUUUGCUUUUCUAAGUAAUUAGCUAAGAUUAUGUGUAAUGCAAGUAAAGGUUUGAUUUUAUGAACGCAUCAAUACAUUUUAAUACAUCUCAAUUAAACAUCAAUUAGUGUUUCAUUCUUUCAUCUUCCAUACUCUCUUGUAGUUAACAGUGCACAUCAAAUUUUACAUUAGCUUAGUGCUUGUCAAUCAGAGGAUGAUUGCAAAUGGAGCAUUUGUUAAAACGACCUUUAAAGGAAUUUGUUUAAUUUUACAUUUUGUGAUUUUGUUGUUUUGGCUACAGCUCCUUCAACAAGCUUUAGGGGUUUCAGUUAAAGAGAUCAGUACGUCAUUUGCCUUGAGGUGCAGCAACUUUUGAUGCUGAGAUUUAACUGAAUUUUCCAAGCUUUAGUCAUUAGUCGCUAUAAUUUACAAUAUCGUCUGGUGAAUUAUCCUUGACCUCAUGUAUAAUACAUGACUAACUUGUAUAUUUCACUCAGUUCUAACAUUUCUUUUUCUGGAUUUCCUUAUUAUCUUACAUAUAUUAUCAUUUUUUUA